GCAUUGAAAUAAAAUUCCCUGUUUCAUUCAAAUACAUAACAGAGGGACGAUAUACACUAGAAAUUGCUGUGUGCGUUGAAGUACAAAGUAUUGAGAGGGUUUUCUGUGUCGAGACUUCUUCAAUAUUAACUGUGUUUUAACUGUUGAAACUCACUGUCGUGUAGGAAUACAUAGAACUGAGUGGCAUCUGUAGUUCGAUUUAGAAUUGUGUGAAGUUGUGAACUCAAGACGAUCGAGAGUGACUGGUUUCAUUGAGGCUGAAGUGAUAUCGCUGAAAAUAAUGGCAGAUCAGUUGACUGAGGAACAGAUUGCAGAGUUCAAAGAGGCUUUCUCUCUUUUUGACAAAGAUGGAGACGGGACAAUCACAACUAAGGAACUAGGAACCGUGAUGAGGUCACUUGGCCAGAAUCCAACCGAAGCAGAGUUACAAGAUAUGAUUAAUGAAGUUGAUGCAGAUGGAAAUGGUACUAUAGAUUUUCCUGAAUUCCUCACAAUGAUGGCAAGAAAGAUGAAGGAUACAGAUAGUGAAGAGGAAAUUAGAGAGGCUUUUAGAGUAUUUGACAAGGAUGGUAAUGGUUUCAUUAGUGCAGCUGAACUUCGUCAUGUUAUGACGAACCUUGGAGAGAAAUUAACAGAUGAAGAAGUAGAUGAAAUGAUUAGAGAAGCAGAUAUUGAUGGUGAUGGGCAAGUAAAUUAUGAAGAAUUUGUCACCAUGAUGACAUCAAAAUGAAUGAAGCCUCUUGUCAACCUGUAAUUAAAAUGUUAAAUAUUUAUACUGGUUUUCUGCUUUCCAGUUUUAUGAUUGGUGUUAACGUAGAUUUAACACCCAUUUGGUCUUGGUAUUUUCCUUGUAAAAAAAAUUUUGUACCAUAUUCCACAAGCAAAAUUGUGUGAUUAGUUUUUGGAGUUCUUCACUUUAACAUCCUAAUCCAUGCUACUUGUAUAAAUUUCAUCAUAAUCAUAAAAGAUAUUCAAAUUCUAUCUUUGUUUUGGUCUUUAAGAUGUGAACAAGAAAAUCCUACAUUCCAAACCAUUGUUUACCAGUAUAAGUUUGAAUGUGAGAUUUCAGUAAUAGUUACUUAGAAAUACUGUUUGUUCAGUUAUCCAUUAGCUACUUGAAAAGUCAAAUCUUAUCUUUAAACUGAAGACAAAUUCAUAUAAAUCAUCAUUAGUUGUAUCAUUGAAGUUUUCAAUAAAAUACAAACUUUAACACCU
Limulus polyphemus (Atlantic horseshoe crab) is the source of this 1215-nucleotide messenger RNA. RefSeq names its product calmodulin. The transcript has 5 exons. The coding region runs from base 281 to 730 and encodes 149 amino acids. NCBI's taxonomy places the organism in Eukaryota, Metazoa, Arthropoda, Merostomata, Xiphosura, Limulidae. The record is from RefSeq and is a predicted model, not a curated record. Gene Ontology annotation, molecular function: calcium ion binding; enzyme regulator activity.